Messenger RNA from Nomia melanderi (Alkali bee), 1147 nucleotides. RefSeq lists its product as uncharacterized. Lineage: Eukaryota; Metazoa; Arthropoda; Insecta; Hymenoptera; Halictidae. The record is from RefSeq and is a predicted model, not a curated record.
CUCCCCGGGAACGAUCCAGUGGGGUGUAGGAUCGUGUUCACGCGCGACGCGACGCGACGCGACACGCUGAGAAAAGUCAAGGUGCACGAGACACGGGUGACGUCAGUGGCGCGCUGUAACCCGUCAGAGUUUACGACGGUCGAGUAGACCGGUCGCUUAUAAUAGGCGGGUCAUCGAGUGGAAGAGGGUUAAGUGACGUCACCUGUCCGAUGACCGCACGCCUUGCCACGCGGUCGCCGAUGUCAUCGUCGCGUUUCUCGCCCGUGACACGCGCGUCCGUCCGCCGUAAAUGGCGAAACGCUGAAAAGGAAACGCGUGGGCCUCGAUUUCGACACGAUAUCACCGGUGAUAUUUUCCCCGCGACCCUCCCGCCGGUUUCCCCCAUGGAAUUUCAAGGAAAAAUCGAGCCGCUGCGCCGCGCCGGUCGCUCCUAGAUAAAUAGACUUCGCCACGGGACGUCCGGGGGAUCUAGGAAACGUUACGUUUCCUCCUCGUUACGAUAAUAUUUACAUUUUGCCCGGCAUAUUUGCAUUUCUUCGCGGGCUACAACUAUCCGGCGCCGAUCUUCCGCGUGACGGAUCGACGGAUCGUUCACGGGAUUUCACGGGGAGGCUCGCGAUCCAGCCGGGAAACGAUCCGAUGACAAUCCGGGCUGGCCCCGGGCGACGAAUAUGUAGCUUCCACGAAUCGGCGAGGCGUAGCGGUUAUGGGACGAGUUUUCUGAUUCGUCGCGAGCCGUAUAAAAGCGAAGCUGGGUCCUGGGAUCGGGAAUCAGUCGAUCGCGGACUGCUGGAGCGAACAUGAUCAAGAUCAUAGUGUUAUUACUCGGGAUCUGCGAGGUUCUGGCAGUCCCGGAAACACCUUGGAGUCCCGAUAUAUCACCGGGGAUGGUCUCACCGCAGCUUCCUGGCUCGGAGAAUUUAAACGAGAAGGUGUUGCCGCUUUCAAAGCUGAUUCUUCGCGAACCACCCGGCUUUCCGGGAGAGGGGAACACCGUGGAGAAGAUUCAGAUGCCUUCGGAGCUACCCGGAACGAAGAAUUUAGCUGAAAAAAGUAUUCCAUUCUUGGUCCUGGAGAAAUUGUCGCGUCCUCUCGAAUUCGGGACUGAGAACUGACGAACUUGAUUGUUGAAAAAGGAGAAAUACAU